Xiphophorus hellerii (green swordtail) is the source of this 1885-nucleotide messenger RNA. It is a transcript of the gene asb13b, whose product is annotated as ankyrin repeat and SOCS box containing 13b. Gene Ontology annotation, biological process: positive regulation of protein catabolic process; protein ubiquitination. The coding region runs from base 202 to 1071 and encodes 289 amino acids. NCBI's taxonomy places the organism in Eukaryota, Metazoa, Chordata, Actinopteri, Cyprinodontiformes, Poeciliidae. Gene Ontology annotation, molecular function: protein binding. The transcript is spliced from 6 exons. The record is from RefSeq and is a predicted model, not a curated record.
UACAUAUCCCAGAAUCCUCAGACAUUGUUUAUUUAGCCUGCACCCCGGCUGCUCUCUCUGAACAGGACUCUGCUCCACUGCCAGCUGUUAUUUAGUAAUAAUGCGCUGCUUACAUGCAUCGUUAAUUCUUUACUUCAAAAUGAAGUACACAUUCGGCUGAACCUGCGCCGAGAGCCGGAAGGAGCAGAACGGGAACAUGAAAUGGAGAUAACCCGGGUCAGACCGUCGCUGUAUGGAGAAAUCGCUCAUGGCCUCGGAUUCUGGACGGACCGGUCAGCGGUGCACGAGGCCGCCGCGCAGGGCCGAGCCCUGCAGCUGCAGCAGCUAAUUGAGGCGGGCGCUGCCGUAAACAUCGUUGCAGUGGACUCCAUCACUCCGCUGCACGAGGCCUGCAUACAGGGUCAAACCCAGUGCGUCAGGCUGCUGCUGGCCGCUGGUGCACAAGUGGAUGCCCGGAACAUCGAUGGAAGCACCCCGCUGUGUGAUGCCUGCGCAGCCGGGAGCUUGGAUUGUGUCAAGCUGCUGUUGGAGUACGGAGCAACCGUCAAUCCUCCACUCUUCACCUUCUCUCCUCUUCACGAGGCGUGCAUGGGAGGUAACUCAGACUGCGUUCAGCUGAUGAUCGAUCGAGGCGCCUUCAUGGAGGCUCACGACUGUCACUAUGGAACGCCGCUUCAUGUAGCGUGUGCCAGGCAACACUUCGACUGCGCCAAAGUGCUGCUCAUUGCAGGAGCAAACGUGAACGCUUCCAAGCUCCACGAGACGGCCCUUCACCACGCCGCUAAAACCAAGAGCACCGAUCUGAUAGAGCUGCUUGUGGAGUUCGGGGGGAGCGUUUUCGUUCGAGACAACCUGAACAAGAAGCCAAUCCACUACACCAGCGUGGGCUCUCCCUCCCACCUCUGCCUCGAGUUCUACGAAAAUACGCCCCUGAGCCUGCAGCAGCUCAGCAGAGUGGCUUUGAGGAGGACUCUCGGCACAAGAGCGCGCAAAGUCAUUUCGGAGCUGCUCUUGCCCAAGAGCAUCACAAGAUUCCUCUCCUACAUGAAGCCUCUUGUCAUUGAAAUAUGACCCCAUCUGACAGACUUAAGCGUAAAUCUGUGGAGGAUGCAAUGUGGCAGGCUGUUGAGAGAGCAAAAAAAAAAAAUCUGGACUGUAAAACUGGCCAGAUGUUUUAAAAACAGGCAGGCCGGUUGAAUCUAGAGUCUAAACACUCAAUUACCUUGUCUAAUUAACAAGUACAUCUCCUUAUUAAAGCAGUAUGAAACACAGAUUUCCGUUGUGUUGGCCAGUUCAGAUCUUUUCUUCAGAAAUGUGUAUGAAAUUACAGAAGAAGUCCUUGCACUUGUUACUACAGGCCACCUUCCUUCCAAUGUUACAGCUGUCGCCUGGAAUCUGGCGUUUCAUGUUUCUUGGAACUGCUUUCCAUCGAAACGAUUAGUUUGAAUCACGGCAGCACGGACUUUGGAGCACCACUACUCAUUUAGGUGGGGUGAAAUCUGUGUCUACUUCUCUGCUAAAUCAGAAAUAUAUUUGCUUGGGCAUCAUGGCGUACUGUGCUGACUUCUAGGAAACAAAAACUCUCUAUAGAGUCUUAUGUAGAGGCAAACAUUAUAUGUUUUCCUCUUUGUUCACUUUAUUUAACAUAUAUUCCAGUCCCCAAACAACCAAAAGACGAGGUUUUAAUACAGUGGAAUACAUACGUAGCUUUUUUUUUGUUUUUUCUGGAAGUUUUAUUAAAGUCUCUAAUGAUAAACUGACUCUAAACAAAUGUAUUGUUCCAUUAUUAAUUGUGUGUACUUGUAUAUAUUCUGUCACUAUAUUUAUUUUUUAUGUAAAUAUGUAAAUAUUUAUAAAUAAAGAGGUCAUACCUCUAUGAAGUUCA